Molecule: messenger RNA, 663 nt
Organism: Phodopus roborovskii (desert hamster)
Lineage: Eukaryota; Metazoa; Chordata; Mammalia; Rodentia; Cricetidae
Product: partitioning defective 3 homolog B-like
Exons: 6
Coding region: 1-663 (220 amino acids)
Biological process (GO): intracellular protein localization; microtubule cytoskeleton organization; establishment of centrosome localization
Cellular component (GO): apical plasma membrane; cell cortex; apical junction complex
Molecular function (GO): phosphatidylinositol binding
Source: RefSeq, a predicted model, not a curated record
AUGAGCUACAGAUGUGAUAGACGUGUUAAGCAUGUGAACCGGAGCAACUUGGGAACUGGGGGCUGCGGACGUUCACUUCGGUUUCAUGCUACCGUUCUCGUGCUAUUGAGAAUACAGUUGAAUGAGCUCAGAUUCGGAAAGAAGAAAGAUGAUAAGGGUGGAAAGCUGGAGCAGAAAGGUGCCCAGAAGCCCGGGAACCUAGGAGAAGAGCUCGAAAGAAUGAGAGAGGAGCGGGAAAGGAUUGGAGCAAAACAUCAGGAGCUAAGGGAAAAACAGGCAAAAGGUCUUGUUGAUUAUGCCACUGGAGCGAUUGGAUCAGUGCAUGAUAUGGAUGAUGAUGAAAUGGAUCCCAAUUAUGCCAGAGUGAACCACUUUCGGGAGCCGUGCACAUCAGCAAAUGUCUUCAGAUCUCCAUCUCCCCCUCGAGCUGGACCACUUGCUUACCCUCGGGAUGGACGUCCACUGUCUCCAGACAGAGACCACUUAGAGGGUCUUUAUGCCAAGGUCAACAAGCCAUAUCAUCCUCCAGCCCUAGCUGACAGUGGCCGUCCCAUGGCUGGAAACACUGACCGCAUCCAGAAACUUCGGAAGGAGUAUUAUCAGGCUCGAAGAGAAGGGUUCCCUUUGUAUGAAGAUGAAGAGGGACGAGGCACGGCCAUCUGA